Molecule: messenger RNA, 9703 nt
Organism: Globicephala melas (long-finned pilot whale)
Lineage: Eukaryota; Metazoa; Chordata; Mammalia; Artiodactyla; Delphinidae
Gene: DDI2
Product: DNA damage inducible 1 homolog 2
Biological process (GO): proteolysis
Molecular function (GO): protein binding; aspartic-type endopeptidase activity
Source: RefSeq, a predicted model, not a curated record
CUGGGUCGGGCCCGGGCCAUGCUGCUCACCGUGUACUGUGUGCGGAGGGACCUCUCCGAGGUGACCUUUUCCCUCCAGGUCGACGCCGACUUCGAGCUGCACAACUUCCGCGCGCUGUGUGAGCUCGAGUCCGGCAUCCCCGCAGCCGAGAGCCAGAUUGUCUACGCUGAAAGACCUCUCACAGACAACCACAGAUCACUGGCUUCUUACGGCUUAAAAGAUGGCGACGUUGUGAUUUUACGACAGAAGGAGAAUGCAGACCCUCGCCCUUCGGUGCAGUUCCCAAACUUACCCCGAAUAGACUUCCGUAGCAUAGCUGUGCCUGGCACGUCAAACACCCGGCAGCGCCAGCCAGCAGGAGCACAGCAGUCCCACUCAUCUCCUGGAGAGGUAGCUUCAUCUCCUCAGGGCCUGGACAAUCCAGCCUUGCUCCGAGACAUGUUGCUGGCCAACCCCCAUGAGCUGUCCUUGUUGAAGGAACGCAAUCCACCCUUGGCAGAUGCUCUGCUCAGUGGAGAUCUUGAGAAAUUUUCUAGGGUCUUGGUGGAGCAGCAGCAGGACCGAGCCCGGAGAGAGCAAGAAAGGAUUCGUCUCUUUUCUGCGGACCCUUUUGAUCUUGAAGCUCAGGCAAAGAUAGAAGAAGAUAUAAGGCAACAGAACAUUGAGGAAAACAUGACAAUAGCUAUGGAAGAGGCUCCGGAAAGUUUUGGCCAAGUAGUGAUGCUUUAUAUUAACUGCAAAGUGAAUGGACAUCCUGUGAAAGCCUUUGUUGACUCAGGUGCCCAGAUGACCAUUAUGAGCCAAGCUUGUGCAGAAAGGUGUAAUAUAAUGAGGCUGGUGGACCGUCGGUGGGCAGGGAUCGCCAAAGGAGUGGGCACCCAGAAGAUUAUUGGAAGGGUACAUCUAGCUCAGGUUCAAAUUGAAGGAGAUUUCCUGGCGUGUUCCUUCUCUAUACUUGAGGAACAGCCCAUGGACAUGCUUUUGGGACUGGACAUGCUGAAACGGCAUCAGUGUUCCAUUGACCUCAAGAAAAAUGUACUCGUGAUCGGCACCACAGGCUCAAAGACCACCUUCCUUCCUGAGGGGGAGUUACCAGAGUGUGCCCGGUUGGCAUAUGGGGCCGGGCGAGAGGAAGUACGGCCAGAGGAGAUUGCAGACCAAGAAUUAGCAGAAGCCCUUCAAAAAUCUGUAGAGGAUGCAGAGAAAAGCGGUAAAGAAACUACCUCACUGGGAAUGUCAUCAUUACCAACUUCAGAUGGAUUUAACCAUCAAGCCCAUCCUUCAGGACAGAGUCCUGAGAUUGGUAAUCCUUCACGUCUUGCUCACUCUGUCUCUGCUUCAGUCUGCCCUGUUGAGCCCAGCGACCCAGACAGCAUUGAACCUAAAGCUCUGAAGGCUUUGAAGGCUUCAGCUGAAUUCCAGGUAACCUGUGAAAAGAAAGAACAUCCUCCUCUACAGGAUCUUUCUGAUUGUGCUUCUUCAGCAGACAGUGCUCCAGCAGACCAGAGGCCAGCUAUGCCUUUGCAGAAUUCACUCGAAGAAGCCAUUGUUGCAGGUAAUCUAGAGAAAUCUGCUGAAAGAAGCACCCAGGGCCUCACAUCUCAUCUCCACACCAGACAGGAAGUUAGUUUAUCUGUCACUGGGAUGGAAGAACCACAGAGGCUUAAAGAUGAAAAGGGUUGGCAUCCAGAAUAUCAGGACCUGAGUCAAGCGAGUGGCCUUCAGCAGCAUGAAGAACCGAGGACUGGACAGCAUGAGGUUAUACGGCAGAAUGCUCCCCAUGACCGAGCACGUCUCUGUAACACAGGGGACCUUGAACUUCUUGGAGAAAGGCAACAGGAUCAACAAAGAAGUAUCGGUUCGGAAGCUACAAUGGAAGGAGACAGGCUAGAGCAGACUGUGGACCUUUCGGGUACAGAGAAAAAUAUUCUACCUUCAGGGUGCUUUGGCUGCUCAAGUUCAGAAACACUUAUGGAAGUAGAUAUAGUUGAACAGUCCCUAGCUGCUGUGCUCAAUUCAGCAGGUGGUCAGAAUACCAGUGUCAAGAACAUCGGUGCAUCUGAUCUCACCUUAGAUAAUCCCUUGAUGGAAGUAGAAACAUCAAAAUGUAACCCUUCCUCUGAAAUUUUGAGUAAUUCCAUUUCCACUCAGGAUUUACAGCUUCCAGAAAGUAAUGUUGAAAUGUCUGGAACAAAUAAAGAAUACGGGAGUUGCCCCUCCUCUUUAGUAAGUCUCUGUGGCAGUUGUCAGCCAUCCAUAGAGUCCACAGAGGAAUCUUGCUCAUCUGUAACGGCAGCCUUGAAGGAACUUCAUGAACUUUUGGUCAUUAGUAGUAAACCAGCUUCAGAAAACACAUCGGAAGAAGUUAUCUGUCAAUCAGAGACAGUAACUGAGGGCCAAACAGGUAUUAAGGACCUUUCUGAGAGAUGGACCCAAAAUGAGCAUCUUACAGCUACCCAGAGCAAACACUGUUCACAGGUCUCCUUUCAUCAGGCCACAUCUGUAACAGUGAAGACAGAAGAAUUAACAUACACUUCAACUGACGCUGGAGUAGAAGAUGAAGAAAAUAUUAACUUCAGGGGUCCAGGUGAUGGCGUAUUAACUGAUAGGGAAGGUGUCCCCAAGUCUAAGGAGUCAGUAAAUGAGAGCAGUUCUGUCACUGUAGCCUCAGCUGAAACGUCCAAUCAACUACAUUGCACCUUUGGUGCAGAAAUUUCACCCAGACUUUUAGCAGGUGAGGAGGAUGCACUCAAUCAGACUUCUGAGCACACUGAGUCCUUGUCAUCCAGUUUCAUAUUGGUUAAAGAUUUGGGCCAGGGCACACGGAAUCCAGUGACAGACAGGCCUGAGACUAGAGAAAAUGUCUGUUCUGAAGCUGCAGGGCCACUUCUAGAAUUCGUACCACCUACCAGCCAGCCAUCAUCAAGUCCCUCCUUUCUUGCACCAUUAAUUUUUCCUGCUGCGGACAUUGACCGGAUUCUCCGUGCCGGCUUUACUUUGCAGGAAGCUCUUGGGGCUUUGCAUCGAGUUGGUGGAAAUGCAGACCUUGCACUUCUUGUUUUGCUAGCAAAGAACAUUGUAGUUCCUACAUAACCAUGGAAACGUGGGCUAGACCAUACUCCAUUCCCUUACAAAAAGCUAUAUAUUUACACAUACACACUCACCACAUAUACAGUAUAUGUAGAAACCUGCAAGCAGAAUGUUGAGCCAGAUUUUUUUUAAAGAUUUUUUUCGGCCAAAGUAAUUUAUGAUCUCUUGUCUGAUGAAUUUGUCUAUUCUAUUUGUUGAAAUUUGGGCCUUUUAAAAUGUAUUGGCAGUAUGUGCAUACAGGAGCUUUUUAUUAACAUUAAGAUGAUGUAUUCUGGAAUGAAAUUGGUGGUUUUGUGUAUAGCAUACCAUUUUAGAAUGAGAGUGAAUGCUUUAAAAAGCAGAAGCCGUGAGAAGUCCCACCACCCAUGCAGCUAAAAACAGAUCAUAAUUUGGCUGUGUCUGUGCUGUAGGCAAGGUGUGGCUUGUUGACUCAGUUUUUGGUUUACAAACUUGAUUACAUGGUUUGGUGUUUGGAAUCAUACUUAGUGCUUUAUGUAUUAUGAUUCAUCAGUUGUCACAGGAAAUUGAAGAAUAUCUCCUAGAGUGGUAUGUUUUUAUUCGUGUGGUUAGGACUUGACAUUUUAAUGGGAUGAGUUGGGAGGGUUUAAAACUUGGGCUGCUUUGUACAUCACAGGCUGCUGCAUGGAUUGCCAGAUACCUUGGGUGGGAUACUGUGAGGGAAUUAACAUUAGCGUGAACCAUGGUGCUACCCAGAUUUAAAAAAAAGAAAGAAAAAACUGUAAUUCCAUUUGCAAAUGUCAUGGUGAUGUUUCAAGAACUGUGAGUGAAAAAUAAUGGCCUAAACACUGGAGUUAACUAGUGACUGGGUUUGGUAGCAUCUCACUGAUCACAGCUCAACCCUUAGUGACUAAUGAUGAGCUUAUGUUCAGCUAGUGGGUUGGUUGCCAGCAGUUUACUUCCUUUCCAAACUCAUCUUCUUCUAGGAAGUUCUUCUAAAGCUCAGUUUGAGCUGUGAUCUGAGUGAAAUAUUCAAGUGUGAUAAAUAACCUUGUCACUGGUUUAUCUUGGUGCUUGGAAUGGUCAGUGUAUUUGGUGAGUGUCUUUCAUGGCAGUGGAAAUAGUAAUUGGAGUUUCUGACUCAAGUGGCCUUGGUAGAGUUUUCCAUCCUUUUCUUUCCUCAGGAGUUUCUUUUUUUAAGCAAGGUUUCGUCAUAUUUGUGUUUACACAUGUCAAGUUAGAGUGGGGCAUAGUAUAUAGAUGUAUUUAUUGUGGCCUUUUUUUAUAUGAGGACUAGCCCUUGGAAAUCACUGUCCUGUGGGCCCCACUGUGCAAUAAUUCUACUGGGUAGAUUUUAGAUACUUUUUUUCGUGGAAAAUAAACCCUCUUAAGUACCUAGCAGGAAUCUGAAAUCUUGGUUUUAUUGAAGAGAAUUUUGAGAAUGAUAAUUCCCUAUUCCAGGUUAUAAUUUGCAAUGUGUUUGGAACAGAAGCUUCAAAAGGGUGAUUUGUGAACUUUUAACUUUAAGUGAUUUUUGUCUGAAGUCUUACUCUCUUUAAAAGCUUAUUCUUUCUGUCAAAAUUCACGUCAUUGAGCACAAUCAAAAUGGAGGCUCAUAUCUCAGGAGUUUUAAAAUGUUUGAUUUGGGGGACUUAGACAUUUCUUUUACCCUAUUCCAUGUUCUUUCUUUUAGCUGUGAGGUUCGUAUGUGUGUUAGGAGCCUGAGUGAUAUGAUGGAAAGUUGCAUAGAUUCCUCAUGACCCUCUGAAGUUAGGGAAUGGUUGACAGAAAGAGUUGUAGUUUACUGUGUUCAGAAGGGCGCUCAGAACAGGUUAGCCAGAUGGUCUUUAAAGUGUUCUUUUAGACGAUCACGUGCUGUAGAUCCUUUUGCCUGCCCUACACCAAAGAUGUAAGAUGCACUAGGAACCUGCUUAUAGGAUUUCUGUCAACCGACUCUCAGAGCUGUGACUGUAAUUAAGUAGUGGUGCUAUGAUUGAAGCAAAAUUUAGUAGCAAUGCAAUGGGCCCCUGAUUUGCGUUAUGGGUAUGCUUGGGAAUUUAUUCUAAGCUUAUAAAUCUUUAGGGUCACAAAGUGGGGUGAGUCUAUGACAGUAGACUCCUCCAAAAAGGCCUUCUGUAUGAAGAUGGGCCUCAGAGGUUUUUUGUACUAGCAGUUCCUCUGACUACUGUUCAGAGGCUUGGCCACUGAAUUUUCACAGUGUGGAGAUUUGGGAGUCAGUCCCAGGUGGGAUAUAGAAUAUCAAUCUGGAAAAGGUUUCAUUACGAUAGCUUUUAUUGUAUGUAUAUGUAUAUUUAUUUCUAGGAGAAAAUUGGAUAGGCCUAUCGUUGUACAUGUAUUCUUAUUAGGAAUACUUUGAGCUUAACCCACUUGCCAAAUAUGCUUGUCCUUUUUCAUCAUUUAUCUUUCAACUUAUAAUUGCUUUUGAUUUUUUUUUUUUUUUUUUUGCAGUAUGCGGGCCUCUCACUGCUGUGGCCUCUUCCGUUGUGGAGCGCAGGCUCAGCGGCCACGGCUCACGGGCCCAGCCGCUCCGCGGCAUGUGGGAUCUUCCCGGACUGGGGCACGAACCUGUGUCCCCUGCAUGGGCAGGCGGACUCCCAACCACUGCGCCACCAGGGAAGCCCUGCUUUUGAUUUUUUAAAUCUUCCUGUCCAUCGUUUGUAUGAAAGUAAAGUUGUUGACAUUGUCAAGAUUUUAAAUCAUUUUUAAAUUUAGCAGUUGUAAAACACAAAAGGAAUUCAGGAACAUGACACUAGUGAACCUUCAUUUUCAAUUUUUAUUCAAAGUGCAGAAAUUAGAGAUUAACUUCUCCAAGGAUAGGAUAAAAUCAUUGUGAACUCCUCUGGUUGCCAACAGAACUGAUAAUGGCCAGCCAUAACCAGUAAUGGGCUGCUUUACUGGAUAGCUCCUUUGCCAUAACCGGUAAUGGACAGCCUUGUGGUCAGCACGUACCUCCAAGGGUGGUAUCUGUUUAUUCACCAAAGAGAGGAGAAGAUUUACCUAUAUGACUUCUGCAGUUUCCCUUUAGUUGGUUCCUGUGUAUAAGAAUGUGCUUGGUAACCAGACAGCUAUACCUAGGCUAUAGAUUUUGCCGUUGCAGCUGGUAAGAAUUAUUUCCACUCGUACCUCUUUAGGCAUCCAGACAUCAGCCAGUAGCCUUCAUCCCACAGUUUGGGCUUUAGCUAUUAACAUAUAAAGAUUACCAGUUGCAAAGGGAACUACAUAGAUGGUGAGUGUGUAUGAAAACUGUCCUGCCUUGCAGCCUACAGAACUUUCCAGAGCUCCUUGUCUCCAUAUAUACUGAAGGGAGACACACACCUUGUAUUUUUUCCCAGAGCAUUUCUCCAGUAAGAGAGUUACAUGGAAAGAUAUAUGAGACUUUGUGUCACUGAUUCUGUGAUAACCAGCUAAGGUGGAAUCUGCCUGUUUUUCCCUUAGCACAGCUUACUAUCCCUAGUAAAAGCCAUAAAAAUUUCGUUGGUUUAACCAUCAGUUCAUGUGUAUAUAUACAUGUGUGAUAGACAGAUAUCCUACAGUUAAUUUUACAUAGAUUAAAAAGCAAACAAUUUUUAUAUCUACAGAUGUAGUCUUCAGUUAUGAUGGUUUUUAUGUAUAUAAAAAACAGCCUUGCAAGUAACUGGCCAGAAGAGUUGCAGUACAUUCUGAUUUCCUUUUCCUAUCUCUUUGCCACCUGCAGAGAGUAUAAGCAGGAUAAUUGAACUGCUGCAUAUUUCAAACUAGUUAUCAGUGGUGACAUAUCACAAGAGAAGCUAACUGGAUUAUGCAUUCUCUAGCACAGAUACCAAAAAGCCAAAUAUCUCCUUUGAAUUUGGUGACUUAGUGUAGUCCACGGCUGAACUAGAAAGAGAAAGAGUUCUCAAGAGUUCCCUUCCGAGAAGAUGAAUGUUAACUUAGUUCUGUAAGAUAAAAAUAGCUUUCUUUUUGAAAGAUUUAAAAAUGCCAAUUCCUGUUAACAAAAAAGUAAAAAUUCAAAGCAUGUCCUUGAGAACCAGAAAUGUAAAAUCAUGGCUCAAAUUCUCUACCUUUGUGGUCCCUUGGUAGAUGUUACUAGGAGUUCAUGGAGUAAAUCAAAGAACUUAGGGGAGGAACCUUUGAUAUGCUUGAUUUUCUCUUGUGCCUUAGUUUCUCCAAAUAGCAGAGGCAUCAAAUUUGGGUGGGGAAUAAAAGUGGAAGGAGGGGGGCAGCAGGGAAGUCUGAAAAUGGCUCUCCUGGAGAUAGGCAUGCGUGGAGUGGUCCUAAGGCUCACCUUUAUUGUUGGUUGAGAAUUAUUCUGCACCAAAUCGUUAGAUUUCCCCAGGUAGAAGGAUUAUGACACGGCUUUUUUGUAUCAGGUAUACCCCCAAAAAUGGUUUCUAAGCGUUUAUUAUGUUCUUUGUGGCACUGUCAGUAUUGUGGUGAAGGCAGAGCAGAAGUUCAAGAAAAUCUUAUAUUACAGGGAAUGUUUACUCUCUUGAAGGCUAUGCAGUUUGAAUCUUUGAAUAAGAGUUCAUUAUUCAUUCAAACAUUAAGUGCCUGUGUGCCAGGUACUGGGGAGCACUGGGGAUACAGGAGUGACUAAAACAGACUGGAAGCUGCUCUUGUGAAGCCUUCAGUCCAGUAAAGAGACAUGAAACAAAUUUUAGCUUCAAGUGCAACAUCUAUUUUUGCCUAUUAGCAUCAUUUAUUUUAAAAGUCAUAUUAGGAUGAUUUGGUUCAAAUUCAGAGAAAACUGGGAAAAUCAGGCUCAAAAUGGAAUUAGAUGCUGUGAACCUAAAACUGCUCUAAAAAAAAUAUUUUUUAAAAAGUGGAAUCGGAGAAACCAACAAAAAAUGUUCUAACAUUUGGUAGAAACACUUGAAGAGAUCAAGGAUUCAGAAAUUAACAUAUACUGUUGGUGGAGGGGGAAUUAGGCAGGAUAGAAGUGCAAGUGCAAGUAAAUGGAAGAUGACCUAAUAUGCACCAGUGACAGUCAACUUUUCCUUCCAUCAGGACCUCCUUCCAUGCAGGAUAGAAAUAUGGAGUGUGCUGCGGCAUCCUUCCCACUCCCCCUCUGAGCACGGCUGCUCUGGAAUACUAACCAUCUGGGCCAACAGGACUUAGCAGAGGAUUCUGGGGGAUUUGCUGUUUUAAAGCAGCUGAGUGCAAGAUGUGAAAAUAGGAAUCAAGAGCAGAAAAUGUAGCAAGCAGUGGUUCGGGGACUGGAUGGUGGGCAAAAUUUAUUUACAAGAAGAUUCAAGGCUCUACCUAAUGCUUCUACAGGACAGCUCCAUCAAAAGGACAUUCUUUAACCCAUUAUUGAAAACAUCACCGUGUAUGUAGUAAUCCUGAAGGAUACAGGUAGAAUUUCUGGACCUUAACUGCUAGUGACUUCUGAGGUUUACAGUUAGAAAACUCUCACAGGUUUAUCUGUUAUGUAUCGGUGAUUGGUAAUCUAGACCCUCUGGGGGCUGUGAAAGGUGAGAGGAUAUAGCAGAUAAGAUUCAGAGCACAAUCUUAGGGAAUGAAAGCUACAGAGAAAAUGGUGCAAGGGCAUAGGAGUUAGGGGAUAUUUCUUUUACCUAAAAAAAGUUAAGCAAACUACAGAAGACUUGGGGUGGGGGUGUGGAAUACAAAAUUAGAAUAAUUUUUACAGAAUUAUAUUUCUUUGAAUACAUACCAUAGGAAGGUUUUCAUUAGCUGACUUGGGGAAGGGGCAUGCUGGUAUAUUUUUUUCCUGGGAAGAUGCAUGACUAAUAAUAAAUUAUUUUGUUUACCAUGAGUUUGUUUUACGUACAACUCUGAAUGAUGCAUCAGUGACUUAAAGAAAGGUAGACCUCUGUAAUUUCCUAUCAGAGGCAGUCACAUCAGUUUGUGUCUAGAUUCCUUUGGUCUGAGAUUACCCGAUGCCCACCAGACUUCCUUUUCUUUCCCUGAAGGCCCCACAGCUUUGAGUUUAUGCUUCCCAUCUGAGACCUUUCCCUCUGAAUGAUAAUAUUUCCAUUCUCUAUUCUCCUGAUCAUCCUUUUGAAAUAGUUCUGGUGAUAUACUCAGAUCAAUGUAUUUGCUUUUUUUUACUAUGCGCUUACAAUGAACAUUGACUUGCCCAUUUUUAUUCAAAAUUUUAUUUCCAUGGCAAGUUGGGCUAAUGGGCUUUGCACUCAAGUAAGGUUUGUUUACCAGUUUUGUAGCCAUAUUUGGCAAAUUUUAGCAAAUAGAAAAAAUCCCUCUUUUCCCCUUUGUUCUUGGCAGUCGUACUUUUAUUGCUUUCCUGAUUUUUCUUUAAGCUUUGAGGCUACUACUGCAUCUUACAAGAGCAACUAGGCUGAUUGGCAAAAUAGGCUUGCCAAUCAGUAGCUCUUUUACUCCCAUAAUGCUUUGGUUUUGAGAGUUGGGAAAACUCUGAGAACUUAAGGGAACCAAACUCAGGAAUCCCACAGUUGGUUGCAUUGUGCCAUUGGUUUAGGGGCUAGACAUAGGACCUGUCUGCAGCUGAGUGAACUAGAUGAAUUUGGGUUUGAGUUUUUGUCAGAUACUGAAAUGUAAGUCAGCCCUAAGUAAUCAAAACACUUUAUUUUCUUUUUCUUUUUUUUUAAUAGGAACUUUCUGAAGAAAAAGUGAUGUGUAAAACAUUUGAUAUUUAAGACAAUAAAGUUUUUAU